Molecule: messenger RNA, 4821 nt
Organism: Williopsis jadinii
Lineage: Eukaryota; Fungi; Ascomycota; Saccharomycetes; Phaffomycetales; Wickerhamomycetaceae
Gene: CCH1
Product: calcium channel protein CCH1
Exons: 2
Coding region: 1-4821 (1606 amino acids)
Biological process (GO): calcium ion import across plasma membrane
Cellular component (GO): voltage-gated calcium channel complex; membrane
Molecular function (GO): high voltage-gated calcium channel activity; calcium ion binding
Source: RefSeq, a predicted model, not a curated record
AUGUUCAGUACUGGACAAGAAGGGAAUUUACCGGUACCUAGGGCUUAUCUCAGAGGAAGCUGGAACAGAGUGGAUUUCGUAUCAACGAUUUGUUUCUGGUUGAAUUUCUUCCUCAGUGUUGAUCAAUUCAACUCCAGGCAUCACAUAUCCUUAUUCAGGGCACUGGAGUGUCUGAGAGUUCUCCGUAUAACAACACUUACUGAACGGAUCGGACUACUCAUGAAAAGUAUCAAACUGGGAUUACCCCAGAUCAUCGACGUCCUCAUCUUCUUUGCCUACUUUUGGACAUUGUUUUCGAUUAUAGGUGUUCAAAGCUUCAAAUCUUCCUUGAGGCGUUACUGUGUUUGGACAAACCCCGAUGAUCCAUCUGACACUUACCAAACAGAACAAUAUUGCGGUGGCUCCUACUAUCGUAAAGCCGAUGGCACGUUGGGAAGGAGGCCAUAUGUGUUACUCAGUGGAGAAAGAGGGCCCCGGGCAAAAGGUUUCCUGUGUCCUGUGAACUCGGAGUGUAUUGAACUCGAGAAUGCUAAUCAGAACACUUUUAGCUAUGACAAUAUCCUGAACUCGUUUCAAAUGACCUUCGUCAUCAUGAGUGCGAAUACUUUCACAGACAUUAUGUACGAUCUGAUGUACUCGGAAAGCUUGGCUGCCAGUAUCUACUUUGUCUGUGGUACGUGUAUCUUGUUUCUAUGGAUGGUUAACCUACUUAUUGCCGUGAUCAACUCUUCGUUCUCUAUUGCCCGUGAGACGGAUGAGAAAUUCAAAAAGAAGGGAACAAGAAACGGUGAUGUAGACCUGGAAUUCGACUUUGUUCUUGGUUGGCCUUCCCGGAUCUACACUAAAGUCAGAAAGCUAUUUGACCUACUCACAGUGUUGGGACUCAUCUUUUCUUCCAGCAGCACAGAUGGUGAUGAUCUGCUAUUUAGAGUGCAGUGCUCGUUGAGUUUCAUCUUUGUUCUUGAAAUAAUCUGGAGAUUCUUCUGCUACUAUCCAGAAGGUUCGAGGUUCUUUAAGGUCAAGCGUAAUAUCUUUGAUCUCUUGCUUACACUGGUCACUUUGAUAAUGGCAAUACCGAAUGUUGCACAGAACAUGGGUAGGGUCUACGCUUGGCUAACAGUCUUUCAGAUUGCCAGGUUCUACAGAUGUGUUCUUCUUUUACCCUUUGUUAGAAGAUUAUGGGUUCAAGUUUGGGGAAGUGUCAAUCUGAUAUUGGAUCUAUCACUGUUCUAUUUCCUUCUCACUUUCGCUUGCAGUAUCAUCUUUGCGAGAUACUUUGAAGGGUAUGCAACCUUCGAUGAUGAUAUUUUGUUUCCAUUGAGCACUCUUCCAAAUGUGUUUUUGGCUUUAUACGUUAUCACAUCUACUGAAAACUGGACUGAGAUACUGUAUGAAAUGCAAACGGUUGCCCCGAAUAAGGCAUCCAUUUUCUUUCUGACUGCCUUGACCAUCAUUUGGUUCAUUCUAUCCAAUACUAUUGUGUUUAAUCUUUUCAUUGGUAUCAUUGGAGACAGUUUGAAAGCCUCUGAACCAACCAAGAGAAGAGAACAAGUGAAGAAGUUUGUAUUUGUUGACUUUCCAAGAAGGCUAAAAGCAAUGACCAAGACCAGUGUUCUUCAAGAUCUUCGCUUAAGAGUGUUCCACGGACGUCAAGAUCGAGACAUGAAUUUAGAAGUGGAGAAGCUGCUGCUCAAUGGUGCUGCUGUACAACAGUUUUUGCAGGAUGAGCUCAAUGAGAGUGAGAAACUGACGGAAGAUGAUGUGAAGUUUUAUCAUGAAUCAGAUUCCAAAUUCAUGAGGUUCAUUCAGAGAAACUAUCUCUGGAGAUCGUUCUUUUGGGACACUCCAGACAGCAAGAAUCCCUUUUUUACAGACCUGAAGAUCAAAAUUGCAGGAACAGACUACACGACACUGCAUACCAAUUAUCAAACAGAAACGCAGAAAGCUGAUGAGGAAAAAUUGAAGUUUCUUCGAGAUAAUCCAAACUUCAACAGAACCCUAUACCUUUUCACACCAAGACAACCUCUGAGAAAGAUCUGUCAGUAUAUCUGCAAACCAAGUGUUGGAGUCAGAUACUUUGGAGUUGAGCCUAAUCGUUACGCAAACACUGUCUUUAGCAUAGUGGUGGUUGCAGGUACUGUAAGUGUUGUUGUCAGUGCCUGUAUUACGACACCUCUGUACAGGAACAUUACAUUACAAGGAGUCUGGAACUGGCCUUUCGAAGUGGAGCUUGCAUUCAGCAUCCUGUUCAUGCUCGAAUUCUUGAUUAAGGUUGUUGCAGAUGGUCUCAUCUUCACACCUAAUGCGUAUUUUCUCAAUUCUUGGAACUGGAUUGAUUUUAUCGUCUUGGUGUCUCUAUGGAUAGAUGUGGUUGCCAACCUGUAUGGGGACCAGGUUCUAGGACGAGCAGUUAGUGGAAUCAAAGCACUCAGAGCACUGAGAUUUCUGUCAAUCAGUGAAACGUCUAGGGACAUCUUUCACAAAGUCAUUAUUGCAGGUUUCGGAAAGAUCAUCAGUGCUAGUCUUUUGUCUAUUACUUUGAUUGUUCCAUUUGCAGCAUGGGGUGUGAACUUAUUCAAGGAUAGACUGAGUUCGUGUAAUGACGGGAGUGGUCUAGACGGGUGUAUCGCUGAGUAUUCAACCGAGGUGUUGAAUUGGAACAUUCUCAUGCCGAAAGUCUACUCAGCACCUAUUCUUGAAAUGGAUGAUUUUGGAUCUUCUUUAUUAACGCUUUUUGAAAUCAUAUCUUUGGAAGGUUGGGUUGAUUUGCUAGAGAACAUGGUGAACAGCACAGGGGUCGGUACACCAAUGAGACUAUUUGCUUCGCCAGAGAACGCAAUCUUCGUGGUCAUUUUCAUUUUCAUUGGCAUAGUGUUUACGCUAACGCUUUUCAUUUCUGUGAUUAUCACUAAUUACGCAAGGCUAUCAGGAAGUGCCUUUUUGACCCUUCAACAAACUUCUUGGAAUGAGGUGAGAAAACUUCUAUCACAAGCACAACCUAGAAAGAGACCUGUGAGAGCAAACCUCGGGCCGUUCCGUCAGUUUUGCUUCCAAUUUGCUGUUGAAAAAUCACAGGCUAUCAUUGCUCUGCUCCAAUUCUUUACAUGGAUUCAUAUAUUAGCAAUCUUACUCGAAAUGUAUCCAUCUCCAGAUGCACUUGAUGACUUCAGAUACUCGAUCUACAUUACUUCAUCGACCAUUCUUUUGCUGUUCACGUUGAUGAAGCUAGUUGCUCUUGGACCGAAAACUUUCUUCAAAGUGAGGUGGAAUGCCUAUGAAUUCAUAGUUUACAUGGGAGCCUUCAUAACAUCCUUCAUCUCCUUCUUCGUGUCAAGAAACACGAUUUUCGCUAAUAUCAACAAACUUUUCUUGGUGGGUAUUUUCACAAUGUUGAUCCAUAGCAGUAACAGACUGAGCCAUCUCUUGAAAAUUGCCUCCGCAAGUCUUCCUUCAUUAUUGUCUCUAGUCCUGACGUGGGGUGUCCUGUUUCUGGUGUUUGCAAUUGCUUUGAACCAAUUCUUUGGUUUGACCAAAGUGGGACCAAACACAUCAUCCAAUUUGAAUUUGAGAACGGUUCCCAAAGCUCUCAUACUUCUUUUUAGAAACAGCUUUGGUGAAGCCUGGAACUAUACUAUGCGUGAUUUCGCCAUAGAGAGCCCCUUCUGUACCAACUCGGGUGUUUUUAACACUACCGACUGUGGUGAUCGUCAGUAUGCUUAUAUCAUCUUUAUUCUCUGGAACAUCAUUUCCAUGUACAUCUUUGUCAAUAUGUUCAUAUCCCUUAUUUUUGAGAACUUCAGUUAUAUUUAUAAAGAUAAGAGUGGUACCAGGAUGCUGACGAGAGAGGAGAUCAGGCAUUUCAAGACCGUAUGGUCUGAGUUUGACCCCAUGGGGACGGGAUACAUACCUCUAUCUGACUUGUCUGCAUUUUUAGGUGAGCUCCAGGGAUAUUUCUCCUUUAAAGUAUAUGAAGGAAGAUGGACUAUCCCUGAGCUGAAGAAGGCAUUCAUCGUUCGAAGAACAUUUUCCACCAAUUUGUAUGACGUUGAUGUUGAUAUUGAUGGGUUGAAUAGACGGCUUAGACAGCUAGAUGUCGAUAAUGCUAGAAGCCGAAUCAAGAGUCACCAGAAGUUUCUUGAGGAGGUGAGGUUCAAUAUGGAACGCUAUGAUGAGCCAGGUGUGUCUUUUCAUAGGGUGAUAUUAAUGAUUCCGUUGUACUCGAGAUUUGAUGAGAAUAACUGCUUACAGUUAACAGAAUUCCUCGACCGUCUUGUUGUUUCUAGGAAAAUCUUGGAACGUUCCAAGUUGAAACGCCGUUUGGAAGUAUUACAAAUGGUCUUACCCCGUUUGUCAUAUUUACGACUUAAAGGUGGUUUAAAGGCUGGUGCAGCUGCCUCAGCUGGGAGACCCACUUUGGUCUUGAGCCGUUUCAAAGAUCUCCGAGACGAUAGCUCUCUUUUCGAAUCACCAUUCUCUCCACAGGUUCCACGUGCUCCUCGUAUGGCUACACCUCGAAACAGCUUUGAUAAAAGUGUUGAUAACUCCUACUGGUCACCACCUUCAAGAGCUGCGAGAGGUUCUCGUUCAGAAGAUGAUCUUAUGGAUGAGUUGAGUGGAAUCGCUGGAGACUUGAAAAAUUCUCUUUGGAGAAAUGAACUCAAGGAUGUUGGUGAUGAUUUGAAUGCUGCUUUGAACAGACGGUCCCGAUUGUUAGGUCACAAUGCUGAGGAUGCUAGUGAUGAGGAUGUUACCGUGGAAAGGUUCAGUUUUGACGAGAGUAAAAAUGGUGUAGGUUCAAAUGCUGAUCGAAAAAUUACCUGA